ACAGGACAGGUUGAGGUAGGUAGCCUACAUCAGUGAGCGGACCCGGAGUCAGAUCUUGUACCCCCUGACUGCGGUUCAGAAAAUCGUGUCCGGUAGGGAGCCUACACAUGCAUGCUUCAAGCGAUUUUCCAUCAACAAAAGGAUAUGCCACCACUGGCAAAUUAGUCCGCACUGAGGAUUUCCAAGCGAAGGAGGACCAAGGAAUCUCCUCAAUUGGACUCCGCCUGCAUUUGCCGGAGAACUGGAUGACAGAGCCGCUUUCACGCCCUCCCAUCUUAGGUCACCUUGCCAUCUGUGAAGACUAAGCCAUCGCUUGAAACAGUUUUAAAGAGGUUCAGCAUGAAGAGAACUGGCAUCCGUUCUUCACUCUGCGCAUGGCUCCUGCUUGCAAUGACUCACUGCUCCCUGGUGGGGUCCUCCUGCCCGCCGCAGUGCGUGUGUGAAACCCGUCCCUGGUACACGCCACAGUCUGUGUACCACCAGGCCAAGACAGUGGACUGCAACGAGCUCCAUCUGAGCCAUGUCCCGUGGAAUAUUUCGAGAGACACUCAAGUGCUGCUCCUCCAGAGCAACAACAUUUCCGCCGUGACACAGGAGCUGCAGCGGCUGGUCAAUCUCACCGAGCUGGACCUCUCCCAGAACCACUUCAGCCGCAUCAAAGACAUCGGCCUGACACCGCUGACACAGCUCGUCACACUCUACCUGGAGGAGAACCAGCUGAAAGAGCUUCCGGAUUACGGCCUCAAGGAACUGGUGAAUUUGGAGGAGCUGUACGUGAAUCACAAUCAGAUAUCCUCCAUCGGCCCUAAAGCCUUCUCAGGCCUGGUGAACCUUCUGCGUCUUCACCUCAACUCCAAUAAGCUGGUAGCUAUUGAUAGCCAGUGGUUUGAGUCGCUUCCCAACCUGGAGAUCCUGAUGAUUGGAGAAAACCCAAUCCUGGGGUUGCAGGAUAUGAGUUUCUAUCCACUGUCCAAGCUGCACAGCUUGGUUCUGGCUGGCAUGGGGCUGAUGGAUGUUCCAGCGGGGGCGUUCCAAGGGUUGGAAUACCUCGAGAGUCUCUCCUUUUUCGAUAACAAGUUAACGGCAGUACCAAAGGACGCUUUGCGCGUUCUUCCGAAUCUCAAGUUCUUGGACCUCAACAAGAACCCCAUCACUCGGGUGCAGGAAGGAGACUUCCGAGACUUCCCCCACUUGGAGGAGCUGAGCCUCAACAACAUGGAGGAGUUGAUCGCUGUUGAGAAGGGAGCUUUCGCAAACCUUCCGGAGAUGGCCAAACUAGAGCUCUACAACAACCCGCACUUGUCCUACAUAGACCGCGGUGCUUUCUUGGAUGUGGAUGGACUUCGCACUUUACUGAUCCACAACAAUGACAUUAGCCUGUUGCCUCAUGAGAUUUUAGGCUCUUUCCCCAACCUGGAUGAAGUCAGCCUUCACAGUAACCCACUCAGGUGUGACUGUCUGUCGAACUGGGGACCGGUCCUGGGAAAUCAAUCCACACUCAAACUGCUAGAAUCCCAAAUCACUCUGUGUGCCUACCCUUCUCAUCUGAUUGGACGUUCACUCCAGGAGGUGGUCACAACCAAUUGGAAUGUGGUUAGCAACACCUGCCUCCCUCAGAUCUCCCUCCACACCUUCCCUCCCCAGCUCAAUGUGUCAGCUGGUCAACCUUUGACCUUAGAGUGCUGGGCUUUUGCUGACCCUGCGCCUCAGUUCUAUUGGGUGACCCCCACAGGGGACAAGGUGACCUCCGAGGUCAUCGCAUCACAGAUGAUUAAUGGCAGCAGUGCCAAGAAGCACCGGCUCCAGGAUCAAGGUGCUUUGGAGAUCCUCCACGUCGAGCCCGAGGACGCCGGUCUCUACACCUGUGUGGCGUGGAACGCUGAGGGAGCGGACACACGGAGCAUCAUGGUGUUCGUGGAAAGGAGUGAGGGCGGCAGCGGCCGGCGCAGCUUCGGUGGUCCGGCCUUCAGGAACGCCACGGGAGCUCUGGUCGUGCUGGCCAAGAUCAUUCACGCCCAGUCGGUGGUGUUAGAGUGGAAGCUGAACGCCCCCGCGUCCCAUCCCGGCCACGAGGUCACCCAGCCUAAGUGGGUCAGCGCCACCAUGAAGAUCGACAACCCGCACAUCAGCUACUCCACCAAGGUCCCCGUGGACGUCCAGGAGUACAACCUCACUCACCUGCUGCCCUCGACCCAGUACACCGUGUGUCUGACCAUGGCGGCCACCGAGCUGCAGACGCAGCACUCCUGCCUCAACAUCACCACCAAGGAGGCCAGCUUCGCCGUGGAGAUGGUUGCCCAGCCGACCAACGUUGCCUUGGCAGCUGUCAUGGGGUCCAUGUUCGCUAUCUGCAUAAUGGCCCUGCUGGUCUUCUACAUGGGGCGACGCAUGAAGCAAAAGUCCUGCCACCACUCUCUAAAGAAGUACAUGCAGCAUGCCACGUCCAUUCCUCUGAACGAGCUCUACCCCCCUCUAAUCAACCUGUGGGAAAACGAGACUGAGAAAGAGAAAGAGGGAUCAGUCGACUCACAGAACUCACAGAUCGACACUUCAAAGACUUACAUGUGGUAGGUCGGACUUGCAGGGUUAGUUGGAAAAACAAAAAAGGACGUUCACAAAUGGCUUAUGUAUUGUAUUAAAAAAAAAACAUUUAUCUUAUAACAAAAAAUGUCUUUGUGAACAAAUUAUAUAUGUAUUUUUAGACUGUAUAUCUCUUUUUUGCAGACACACACUUUGAGUUGAGCAGUUGCAUUUGCUUCCAGCUGUAAUGGAGAGAACUAGCUGUGAAACCCAUGGCCAAAAAUACACUCACGCAGCACAGAGUGUGAAACCCAUGGCCAAAAAUACACUCACGCAGCACAGAGAUUUGUAUUUUUUGAGUGACAUCGUUCCAUCCAGCAUGCAGAGCAAUUAUCACUUAUACGCUUACGCUUGUUCAUGGAAUUAUAUUUAUUUGUGAUUUAAGCGUUUCUACCAAAACAGGUAUAACUUGACUGCAAAGGCAGGUCGCCACAUCUCACAGGGGUAAAGAUGGUUCCAAAUCACUGUACAGAACCCUUAGCAUGUUUUUGCAUGUUCUCCUCGUGCUCAUAGCCUACAGUGAGUCCCACCUUCCCUUCUUACCUUCUCUAACCUCUUCAAGACCACAAGGUGAUAUUUUGUACACUUACACUUUUUACACUACUAAUUAGUUUAUGACUAAUCCUGACAGCUGGAAAACCAUGAGCCAAGUGUAAUGAUAAGCAUCUUCAAAACAAUGCUCAACAAUAUCAGGUGAAAUGAACAUGAUAUGCAAAAGAGAUCUUUCUCAUUUGUUUCUCUUUAAUUUGGAUCAAGUGAUUUUGAUUUGCCAUUGUCCAUGCAUCCAGCUGCAGUAUGAUUUGGCUAUAAUUAAUUGUGAUAUUCUGUAUCUGAUUGUGAACGUCAGCAUUAGCUGCAUUGACUGAAAAUGGUAUUUUGUUUUUCAGUAAAUCUGUCUGGACUUUCAUAUGCAGAUCAACUGAAGCACUCCCAUCUAGACUGCUGCAUAUCCAAAAACGUGUUGCUAAACCAGUGUUAUAUAAUGUUCAAAAAUAGCUGUUACCAUGUACUUUCUCAGACGGACUGUUAAAAACAAGGCACACAUAUGCUUAUUUUGGCUUAUUAUAUUAUUGAUCUCAAUUGGCAAGCAAUUGAAACUUAUUUUUUUGUGUUGUAAAAAUUAUCAUACAUAAAUUAAGAUAUUUUUUAUUUAUUUACAUCUGUAUUUAUUUAUUUAUUUGCCUUGUUAUUGAUCUUCUAAUGUCAAUAUUUCACACCUGAAACAAUUGCAUUUUUAUUACCUUUCAGCUGUAGUGCUAUGAAAAUGUCAUCAGCUUUCGUUUAAAAAUGCCUGUUAGGCACGUGUGCCCUCUACUGGUCAAACAUCCUGAUGUCCAAGAUAAACUCAUGAUUUGUUGUGACAGAGAAUAACAGGGUAUUUUAUAUUAGAGAAUCUAUUGUAAUAUUUUAUUCAAGUAAAGUAAUAAUCUACACUUGAUCGUUGUCAAAUAGUUGAGAUGUGAUGGUGUAUGCUGUACUUUUAGAACAAAUAAACAACCACUACAAAUGCUG
This is a messenger RNA of Sardina pilchardus (European sardine), 4092 nucleotides long. RefSeq lists its product as uncharacterized. Gene Ontology annotation, cellular component: extracellular matrix. The transcript is spliced from 2 exons. Gene Ontology annotation, molecular function: protein binding. NCBI's taxonomy places the organism in Eukaryota, Metazoa, Chordata, Actinopteri, Clupeiformes, Clupeidae. The coding region runs from base 340 to 2571 and encodes 743 amino acids. The record is from RefSeq and is a predicted model, not a curated record.